AAGCAACCAUUGGAAGCCUCUGCUGGCAUCUCUGUAGAUGAUCUGGACAUUGAUGGCCCUGAUGAGGAGCUGGAAGACACACAUGUUGAAAAGCAACCAUUGGAAGCCUCUGCUGGCAUCUCUGCAGAUGAUCUGGACAUUAAUGGCCCUGAUGAGGAGCUGGAAGACACACAUGCUAAUUGGAAUAAAGAUAAUGAACCUGAUGUUGAAACCUCAAUGGAUUCUGGACAUGCCACAGAGAGUGAUGGUUCAACAGUUGGUUACGAUGAACAUGAUGAUGACGAUGAUUCUGUAAAGGAUCCUGAUUAUAAGCAGGGACCGAACGAUGAUUUAACGGACUCGGAUGGUGACUCUGAAUCUGAUACUGUGAUCAUUGAAAAUAGUGCAGAUGAUGAAGCCAUGGACUGCAACGAAGCUGAUGAUCAUCAUGGGGAGAAACAUAAGGCAAAGAAAAGUGUUCCACGGUACAGAGAUGGUAAAAGCGAUAUAAAGAGACAAUGCAGUGACUUGGAAAAUAGUGCAGACAGUGUAGACAUGGAUUUAAAUGAAGCUGCGGAAGAUCAUGUUGGGGAGGCACUUAAGGCCAAGGUGAAAAUGCAGUUUGCACACAUAACUGUUCCGCAGCACAGCGAUAGCAAAAGUGAAAAGAGAAAUUAUAGUAAAAGUGACUAUUGCCUUUAUUGCGAGAGGCGAUACCAAUCAAAGAUUUCAGUUCACUAUCUUGCAGUUCAUUGCAAUGAAUCGGAUGUAAAAUCAGCACUCAUGGCUCCUGUCAAAUCUGUUGAAAGAAAAAAUGCCCUCCUUCUUUUGCAGAAUAGGGGGAACUUCAAGCACAAUGCAAAGUGCAUUGAAUUGGGUGAGGGAGAAUUUGUUGUUUCCAGGCGGCCAAGUGAAAAACGUGACAGAAAAGCACACGAUUUUUUGCCAUGUGAAUACUGCGUGGGCUUCUUUUUGAAGGAUUCUCUAUGGCUUCAUAUGAAAAACUGUCCCAUCAGACCACGUGGAGAACAACCUGAAACAAACUGUCUCCGAAAUGCAAGAAUCAUGCUUGAACCAUUUCUGCGCACAUCUUCAACUGACGAAGAAAGUGAAAUGAUUGAUGAUCUCAUCAAUGCCAUGAAAGAAACCAAAUCUAACCCAGGGAUUAGGAAGAUAUGCUUUGAUGAUCCCUUGAUAAGGGAAUUUGCUGCAUCUGUUCUGAGUAAAGUGGGUGAAAUCGAAGACCAGAGGAGAAAAGAUCUCAUGAACAUUCGCCAAAAGGUGCGAUCUCUCGGCAGACUACUGAAAGCCCUUAAUGAUGGAUUGGGGGCUCUUCGGAAAUCAUUAACCUACUUUUUAAGUGCUAGACAUUUCAAAUUAGUUGUGAAAACUGUUAAGCAGCUUGCAGCAGAGAGUGGUUCCCCACAGCUUGCGAUUGUGCUCGGCCAUUACAUCAAACAGGCUAAUCUUCUUAAGAUUAGCUUGGGCAUGCGAGAAGACUCGGAGGAAAUGCAGCGAGAAGCCAGAUGCUUCAAGGAAGAAUAUGAAGCUCAUUGGAAUAAUCAUGUAGCUUCUGUUAGUGUGAGAAAACAGAAGUUGCUCAAGAUCAAUAAGUCCGAAAAUAUUCCUUCUACAACGGAUUUGGUCAGGCUGAAAGACUGGCUCUCCACAGUUAUAUGCAAAGCCAUGCAGAGGACAAACCAAUCUAAUGAUGAUCUGAAAUGGCUAAGUCAGCUAGUGUUGACAAGAAUUGUCUUGUUUAAUAAGCGCAGAGUGAGCGAGGUAGAAGAGUUGAAAGUGAGUGACUUCCUAGGGAGAAAGAGCGAGAAGGAUAAUGAAGAAAUACUAGCAUCUCUUGAUGUCAGUGAAAGAGUCCUGGCAAAAAGAAUGGCACUGAUAGAGGUGAGGGGGAAGAGUACCAGGUCACUCCGCAAAGUCUUCAUCUUACUUUCUCCAGACAUGGUAGAACAGAUUGAGUAUUUGAUAAAAAAGAGGAAGAUCAUCAGCCCAUAUGUGUUUUCAAGACCGAGAGAAAUUAAUUCACCCAUAGAUGGCUGUGAAGCAAUCCGAGUGGUAACGAGCAAAUGCCCUAUGCUCAGAAAUCCAGCGAGUAUCCGAACCAGGGGAUUAAGGAAAUACAUGGCCACCACUGCACAAAUAAUUGACAUGUCCGCCAAUGAAUUGAAGAUGGUAGCAGACCACAUGGGCCAUAAUGUCAACAUCCACACUGACGUGUACAGAUUGCAAAGCUCAGUGCUUGAACGAGCAAAGGUUGCACGUGUUUUGAUUGCCAUGGAGAAUGGUGUCAUCAAUAAGUUCCAGGGAAAGAAACUUGAUGCCAUUAACAUUGAAGAACUUCCUCCCCCGGUUUCCAUAAAUGAUCAGCUGGAAAGAGGUGACCAGUUAGAGAGCAGGGAACUUACUUGUGAUGAUGUCGAUGGAAGCAGUCCAUUUGAUGGAGAACCACAACCAAGCUGCUCAGCUACUGCGGUUGCAGAUGAUCAGAAGUAUGGCAGUCAAAAGAGAAAGAUGGUUUCCACUGACGACGGCAUGUUCAAAACUAAGAGAGCAAGAUGGUCUGAAGAAGAAAAUGGCAUAUUGUUCAGGUACAUGGAUAAAUACAUAAAAGCAAAGAAGAAUCCCCCAGGGUCUGAAAUAGCAGCUGUUGCUGAAAAACUUGGAGGAACAAGGACUCCAGCUCAGAUAAGAACAAAGAUGAACAACCUGGUGACGGGAAAACAGAAAGUCGUUUUGCCAAAGUCCACCGAGGCUAUGAGAGCUGACAAUAACAAAGAUUAGAUUUGCUAACUGAGCCCCCCCCCAGGUAUAUCUAAAGUGUGUUACAUCCACAUUCAGCUCAAUCAAGGAAGUUCCAACGUCUUGUUCUACUAUCAAGUUGUGGAGUAUUCUUAAAAUGAAACCUUUGUUGUGGGGCAUAUUUCUCUGGUGGGAAAUAAUGUAUUCCAUGAAAAUUUCUUUUGCAGAACAUGUUUACAAAUUUCGCCAGGUGUCUGUAAGUUGCUAAAAUAUUCUUUCACAGAUUUUAGACCCCCACCCCCCCAUACUUGGUGCUGCUGCUGUGAAUAUCUUCUAAUGGGUUUUGUUUACAUUGAACUUAAAAACAUUGAAAUCCUGACACAAAGCUGUGUUUCUUACCUAAGUAAUUUUGGUAUUGGUAUCACUUACCUGUCUUUGCCACUAGAAGUGAUGUGUUCGUGGCCUAAUGUGUGUGGUUACGUCAUUAAUGAUGUGGUGUGUCUCAAACAUGGUAUGCAAGUCGCAUACUCCAGUCUCCUAAUACGUCAUCAACAAAAAGCCAAAUGCUUCCAUUAUUUUUGAGUAAUUAUAACAAUACUGUAAACCAAGAAAUGUGCAUAACCUUUAGCAUUUUGUCAAUUUUUUUUCUAUUUAGGAUAGUGUUUUGGAGAUAGGGUUCAGUUUCAUUCCAUUUGAUCUUACUUUUUGCAUAGAACUUUACAUGUAAUUCACAAUUAUUGAAACCCAAAACACAUAAAAAGGCACACAAAUAGUUCUUGGUUUAUAAUAGGCUUGUUUAAUAAGCACAGAGUAUGUUGCUGAAUUAUUUUGUGGAUGAUGUUUUGUCAUUACAUUUGUGAUAAGCAAGGGUCAAUUUUAUCCUGAUUUGUUGGAUUACAACGUGAGGAAGUUAAUGAGAGCUUACUUGGCAAGUACUUCUGAAUUUCAUGUGCACAUUUUCAAAUCACGUCCAUAGCAGGUUAUGAAAGCCCUGUCAUCUGUUGCUCGCUCCAAAAAGGUUGUGUUCAUUUUAUCAUAUUGGAGAUUCAAUAUUCGACUGUGUGCUCUGGUUUCGUCCAGUCUAUUACCAAUCAUUUUGUUGCGCAGCUUCCAAUUAAAGUAGCAGUGUCCUGCUGGUCAGUGGAGUAAGACCAUCGAUUGUCCUGAGAAUAUUGGGCCAAGUGCCAUCUUAAAUACAGACAGUGCCACCUCAAAGGCUUGAUAUUAGGAUGAUUUAAUCCUGUUUGCUUAAGAUAUGUCAGAUAUGCAAUCUACAUGUACGUGAUAUACAUGUAAAAGCUUUAAUUUGAUAAUAAAUGCUGUUCAUUGA
This is a messenger RNA of Lineus longissimus, 4066 nucleotides long. RefSeq lists its product as uncharacterized. The transcript is spliced from 3 exons. Gene Ontology annotation, molecular function: DNA binding. The record is from RefSeq and is a predicted model, not a curated record. Bases 217 to 2778 code for a protein of 853 amino acids. Gene Ontology annotation, biological process: DNA integration; DNA recombination. Lineage: Eukaryota; Metazoa; Nemertea; Pilidiophora; Heteronemertea; Lineidae.